Indicator indicator is the source of this 792-nucleotide messenger RNA. Its product is annotated as kallikrein-14-like. The record is from RefSeq and is a predicted model, not a curated record. NCBI's taxonomy places the organism in Eukaryota, Metazoa, Chordata, Aves, Piciformes, Indicatoridae. The transcript is spliced from 5 exons. Gene Ontology annotation, molecular function: serine-type endopeptidase activity. Gene Ontology annotation, biological process: proteolysis. Bases 1 to 792 code for a protein of 263 amino acids.
AUGGUUUUGGAUCUUCAUGAGAUGGUUUUGGAUCUUCUUGAGAUGGUUUUGGGUCUUCAUGAGAUGGUUUUGGAUCUUCUUGAGAUGGUUUUGGCUGCAGAGGAUGAGUCUCGGAUCAUCGGGGGGGUCCCCUGCUCCAUCUCCAGCAGACCCUUCCAGGUGGCCAUCGUCAAGAGGGGGCAGAUCCUCUGUGGGGGGAGCUUGGUCCACGCCCAAUGGGUGCUGACCGCCGCCCACUGCAAGCAGCCAACCAGGGACCUGAGGGUGCUGCUGGGGACGGACACCCUGGGGGAGGGCACAGGGGAGGUGAGGACCAUCCAGCAGGUCCUGGUCCACCCUGGCUACAACCCCCGGAGGAACGACAACGACUUCAUGCUGCUGAGGUUGGACCAACCUGUGAGGUUCAGCAGCACCAUCAAGAAGAUCAGGCUGGCCACCAGGUGUCCCACCGAGGGCAUGAGCUGCAGUGUCUCCGGCUGGGGCACCACCAAGUCCCCGGGAGCCAAGCUGCCCAAGAAGCUCCAAUGUGCCUCCAUCCAGACCUUUGGGAGGUCCAAGUGCUCCAGGGCCUACGGCAGCUCCAUCACCCCCAACAUGUUCUGUGCUGGGGUCCCCCAGGGGGGCAUCGACUCCUGCCAGGGUGACUCUGGAGGUCCCUUGGUGUGCAACGGAGUCCUCCAGGGGGUGGUCUCCUGGGGCAUGGCCGUCUGCGGGCGCCGAGGACAACCUGGAGUCUACUCCAACGUCUGCAGAGCCUCCGCCUGGGUCCGCAGCCGCGUCGGGAGGGGCUGA